Molecule: messenger RNA, 1422 nt
Organism: Chaetura pelagica (chimney swift)
Lineage: Eukaryota; Metazoa; Chordata; Aves; Apodiformes; Apodidae
Product: zinc finger protein 501-like
Exons: 1
Coding region: 1-1422 (473 amino acids)
Biological process (GO): regulation of transcription by RNA polymerase II
Molecular function (GO): RNA polymerase II cis-regulatory region sequence-specific DNA binding; DNA-binding transcription factor activity
Source: RefSeq, a predicted model, not a curated record
AUGGACAACACAGAGAAGGGCAAGCUUCAUCAGGAAAAUCCUUUCAGAGCUAAACUGCCUCUGUUCCCCUCCAGAAAGCUGACAGGAGAUACUCUCCAGGAUACCCAUCAAAGACAGGUCUGCAAGCAAGAGCUGGAGACAGAAAGUGUGGUGGCAGCAUCUUUUGGAAAGAGACAGGGAAUGAUAACUUCUUGUGGGAUGGAGGUCUGGGGGUGCGAGGAGAGUGGUAGAGCGCACAUCAGCAAGGUUAUCCUUGCUGUGGAUGAGCCAGAUCCACCAAUGUGUGGGAACAGUGCCAUUUGGAUUCAGCAGGUGGGAGAGAAAACUUACCAGUGUCCUGAGUGUGGGAAGUGCUUCAGCCGGAGCUCAUACCUAAGCCAGCACCAGAGGAUCCACCUGGCGGAGAAACCCUUCAGCUGCUCAGAAUGUGGGAAGAGCUUCACCCGCAACUCAGACCUAAUCAAACACCAGCGAAUCCACACCGGUGAGAAGCCCUACCAAUGCAAUGAGUGUGAGAAGACCUUCAGUCAGAGAUCCAACGUGAUCAGGCACCAGCGGACCCACACGGGAGAGAGACACUACCAGUGCAAUGAAUGCGGGAAGAGCUUCAGUCAGAACUCACAUCUCAUUGUUCACCAGCGAAGCCACAAGGGUGAGAAACCCUUUAAUUGCCCCCGGUGUGAGAAAAGCUUCAGCGACCGCUCCUCCCUGAUCAUACACCGCAGGGUCCACACUGGAGAGAAGCCCCACAAGUGCCAGGAGUGUGGUAAGCGUUUUCGGGACAGCUCAGCCAUUAUUCGGCAUCAGAGGAUCCAUACAGGAGAGAAACCAUAUGAGUGCACCGAGUGCGGGAAAACCUUCCGGCAGAGCUCCUCGCUGGUGACCCACAUGCGAACGCACACGGGCGAGAAGCCCUACAAGUGCCCCGUCUGCGGGAAGGGCUUUAGCCAGAGCUCAGCACUCACCACUCACCGCCGGAUCCAUGGGGGGAAGGCCUUGCCCAUCUACCACAGCAGCCUCCUGCCAAACCCCUACCAGUGUGCCGAGUGCGGCCGGAGGUGCAGCGACCGCUCCGCUCUGGCCAAGCACCAGACCACGCAUGCCGAGGAACGGCCCUACAUCUGCGUGGAGUGCGGGGACAGCUUCCGUCGGAGCUCAGCUCUCGACGUGCACCUGAGGAUCCACCGCGGGGAGAGACCUUACAAGUGCGAGGCGUGCGGGAAAACAUUCAGGCACAGCUCGGCCCUCGGUGCCCACCUGAGGAUCCACGCAGGAGACAAGCCCUAUGAGUGUGGUGAGUGUGGGAAAAGCUUCCGGAAAAGCUCAACGCUUAAAGUGCAUUUGAAAAUCCACGUGGCCAAGAAACCUUACAAAUGUGCGGUGGGUAGGAGGAUGCUCGCUUCCCGCUCGCUUCUGCCGUAG